Messenger RNA from Mya arenaria, 2316 nucleotides. RefSeq lists its product as uncharacterized. Lineage: Eukaryota; Metazoa; Mollusca; Bivalvia; Myida; Myidae. The coding region runs from base 39 to 962 and encodes 307 amino acids. The transcript has 2 exons. The record is from RefSeq and is a predicted model, not a curated record.
GAUUAAACCAUUUUCUAUUGAUAACUCUGAAGGAAAAUAUGUCUGAUAAUACCAAAAGCAGUGACUCGAGCUACUGUGUUGUGACUGGAACUGGACUUCAGAAAAGAGAAGAACAUGUAAAGGAAAUAUCAGCACUGAAGAACGUUAUAAGCGAGAAAAAAGGUCAGCUGGAAACGGUGUGUGUAGAAUGGCAACGCAAAUACGACCAACAGAAGAGCGAAGGAGAAAAACUUAAAAUUCUCUACGCAGAUGCGAUGGUUAAGCAGCGAGAAGGUUGCGAAACUAAGCUUGCCCUCGACAAAACGAAAGAAGAACUUAAUUUGGCAAAAUCUGAAAUAAACGAACAGAAAAUAGAGCUAUGGAAGAAAAGUAACGAGAUAAUGAAACUGCAGUCACGGAUUGAAACUCUGGAAAAAGAACUGAGGAAUGUCAACGAGACGUAUCCGGAAGGUCUCCGUGAUGAAAUGAUGUCGUCGGUGAACGAGCACAAAGUGGAGGUUUCAGGUCUUCAAGAGAAAAUUGUUCUGCUUACUGAUCUGCUAUCUAAGAGGAACGUUGAAAUUGAAACAAUGUUGGAAAUGUCAUCAACAUUGAGCGACUUAAAUACAUCUGUCGAUGUAGUUAAGGAUGAAGUGGCUGGUAUGAACAUCCACAUGACAGAGGGACAGAUUGAUCUACAUGCUACAAUAGAACAAGGGCAUCGCGAAAUGGUCGAAGAGCAGAGGCAUCUGAGAAAUACCUUAGCAACAAUGGCUGAAGCACACAACAAAUCAACGUCUGAAAUGAGGGAAAUGAAGGCUCAGCAAGCUGAAAUGUGGAGCAUGAUGAAUAAGAUGUGUGAAACCAUUACUGGACAAAGACAUGAGCCGGAACAAUUCAGUGAGAACAAAACUGGACAACGGCAUGGACCCCAAGGAUUCAGUGACCCAAAAAUACGCGGUGCAAAUUCAAAAAAGAAGUAAAAUCAAUAAGAUGUAAAACUCUCAAAGGAAUUCAAACAAACUUUGAGCAUGAUAAAUGGCGUCAUGAUGAUGUGCACAGUGCAAGAAAUAUCACUCUUAAUUCGUCUUUAAAUCAAACUGAAAAGGGAAGAUACCAAGAGGUGCCAUGUUUAUCCAAUACCUUACAAAACAACUAAACAUAGAGAAAACAAUAGCAACAAUGAAGAUUAAUAAGACAAGAACAUGUAUUGUUUUAAUAGGAUUGCUCAUUUAUAGAGUUGUUUUAGGCCUUUUUAUCUAAAUUAAAUACCCACAAAAUACGGUGAGGCCAAUAUAAAUUAAUUACUAGAUUUUCAUCUCAAUAUUCUUGUUUUAUGAGAGUCAGAGGGUAAUACUUUUUUUCUGAGAUGGCUGUUACACUGUUGAAUAUGUGUCCAUGCUCUUUCUUAUUGCACAAGAGAUCACAAUCGUAACAAUUCUACUUUUUUUACAUGUGAAUGUUAAUAUCCACACCGGCUGGUAUGAAUAAAUGCCAUUCCCAGACAGUACCAGACCGAUACGCACAUACUCACCCAAGUUCAACACUUUUAUUUGAGUCAAUUAAAUUUUAGGGGCGGCGGAAAAAGAGACAAAGAUGAGGGUGGAGAUGCAAACCUAGCAAAUUAUAUAUAUAUAUAUAUGUAUAUUUUUUACCUUCAAUUUAUUAAUAUUAUUUUGUAUAAAAUAAGUCCCAAAUAAUAACCUAUUUUGAUACAUCAACUUGUGUAAUAUAAAAUGAUUUAUAUUGUGUAUGUUGUAACUUAAAGCUGCACUCUCACAGAUUUACCAUUUUUACAACUUUUUUUAUUUUUUGUUUUGGAAAGAGUAAAUGUUCGCGUAAAUAUCUGCCAACCAAUGAUAUAAGAUUGCUGACAAAAAAUCAGAUCAUAGAUUUUCAUAUUUAUGUUAGAAAAUUAAUGUUUUAUGGCCUAAACCAUUACUAACGUUUUAAGAAAAAUGCAUAAAGCAUCAAUUUUUGAACUUAAAUAUUAAAAAUCUGCGAUCUAAAUUUUUUGUCAGCAGUCUUAUGUAACUGGCUUCAAUGUAUUUUCGCAAGAAUUGGCCUGUUCCAAGACAAAUAAUAAAAAAGUUGUCAAACGUUCAAUCUGUGAGAGUGCAGCUUAAACGCUUCGUUUUGUAUGACAUUAACCAUUGCACAAUUGUAUAAAGGAAUUACCUACAAAGGCCGUUAUUUUUAUAAUAUUGAGGUCAGUUCAAAAUUUGAUCAUUUUCGUUAAAAGGCAAUUGAAUGAAUUUGUUUGAAAUUACUAGCUAUAAUUAGUUAAUCACAUAAUCACAUGAUGCAGCAUAAUAGUGCAAUGACCUUAUGGUUAGA